CCCGUGACUUGUUGCGGAAGAAAACCUCCAUACACAAAACACGGGAUUAGCGUCACAGCUUCUUGUUUUAUCUUGUUUGCUAUUUUUUAGAUCUCAGAAUGGACGGAAAUGUAAAAUCCUCUUUAGACGCUUCAGCGGGACCACCACCUUACUCCAGAGGGAAUGAGGGUUCCCUGGUCUCUGCCCUCAAGACAUUGCUGUUUUUUACUAUCCUCAUGGUCACGCUGCCCAUUGGACUGUACUUCGCUUCAAAGGCUUACAUCUUUGAAGGUUCAAUGAAGAUGUCCAGUUCUGACAGUUACUUCUAUGCUGCCAUUGUUGCUGUUCUUGCUGUGCAUGUGGUGUUGGCUCUAUUCGUAUAUGUGGCCUGGAACGAAGGCGCGCCCAAAGGGAAAGGCAAACAUGAUUAAAACUGUUAUUAUCAGCCAGAAGGAGCGACAUGGUAUGGAUCAUGUAACCUCCCGCUGAGGACUCCAGCAGUAAACCUAUUAUAGCUGUCCAGAGAGCUCAAAGAUCUGGUUUGUAUAGGCUUUAGCGGCCUAGUUAAAGUAGCAAAACACAGUGGAGUCUUCACUGAUUUUGCGUCAUUUGACCAUUGUCCUUGAAUUUGAGAGUCUGAUUGCUCUUCUGUCCUGCUGCUGUAAAAGGCUGUGCAGUGACAAACUUAUUAUUCUAAGUGGGAUUUGUGGAGAUAAUAUAAUGUCUGAAGACAGUUACAAAUCAUCAGUUUAACAAUUUAACUUAAUAAAAAUACAGACACACCAAACCAUUCUUCAUGCCACAUUGACACACAUUAGAAUAAUUAGUCUGGCUUCAGUUUUGUGAAAUAGUUAGUACACGGAAGAAUGAGAUGAGCCAAAUGAUCCCAUAUAGCAGGGUUCUCCAACCUUUCUUCCCCUGGAGAGCUCUGUUUACAAAAUGAAAAUGGCAGAGCUACUCUUUUUAGUUGUCACAAAAAUCAAGUCUCCCUAAAACAUCAGCUAUUAUUUAUUAGUGCCCAAAGUUUGACAUCUAAAGUAUACAUUUCCCAUUGUAAUUGGCAUGUGAUGAAUCCAAUUUGAAUUAUUCAGCAAUUUGAAAGGCUGUGGACAGCUACUGGUGUGAGAUCCCUGUUAUAUAGACUUAUUUUGUGCAGUUUAUCAUACUAAAAUAAAUUCAGGCAUGAAAAAAAAUGGUGAAGGCAACCAUAGUAGAUAUAAAAUGUUAUUUUUUAAAUUAUCAUUGGAUUUAUUUUGGUGGAAAGUCUAACUUCUAACAGACUCCUGUGCUAAAUUACAAUGAUCUAGAAUCUAGAAGAGUUUGCAUAAUAUGUCAGAAUAUUACAAUUUGUUUUGUUAUGGACUAAAACUCCAAAUAUAAGACAUCCACAAGGGUUUGAUAACUUUUUCACAUGACUACUGUGUUGUGUUAUCAUAGAAAAUGAAACAAAAAUGCAUUUUAAUGCAGUGUAUUGUGUACUGUUUAUUUAAGUCAGUUUAGUUAAAUUGUAUAGUUGAGUGCUGAGUAAAUGUGAAUAAAAUUACAUAAUUUCUUUUUUUUUUAAAUGCAGUGAAAACCACUGUUGUACAUUUGUGAAUCUACAAUAACACUUGAUACAAUGUUUGUUACUUAUGGAUUAUGGAUUGCCAUAAUUGAGUGAUGUGUAGGAAAUUAUAUCCCUUAAAAACCCACUGAUACAACAAAAUGCCAUGCAACCAUGUUUGUUGUGCACUGGAGCACAACAAACAUGGUUUACCUAAAACAUGAUGCCUGAAUUACAAAAUAAUUAUAAUAAUGGAAAACUCACGGGUACUUAUGGGUCUUAUGACCCAAUUAACUAUUCUCAUUAUUUUCUUAUUUGAAUUUGAAAAGUUGUACAUAUGAAUAACAAAAUAUCUUUGUUUCCUUAAGGUUUAAAAAUGUUUGUUUAUGUUUUUCCCAUAAUCUGACCUAGUCAAAAGCAAACUAAUGAAACUGACACACUUUUGAGAGCAUGUGCGCUUAAUUCUUUUGUGCAGAGAGAUUGAUUGGUCACACGGUGGCAGCACACAGCCUGUUCCCAUCGCUGGGACAGCACAAGCACAACCACAGAGCCAACAGAACAACUGACAGAUGCCAGGCUUUAAUGGCGUUUUCUGCCUCAGAAACCAUGUCAGCAGCUGAUUUCAGUUUGUUUUUCCUGUUUGCGUGAGUCUCUUUUCAACAACUCCCAGUGCAGCAAACAGCUCCAGUAAUCAGCACGUACUCAAUAGGACAGGAAGUCACACAGCCUGGUUUUGAGCGUAGACUGUAUACAGGCUACAGUCUGUGGGUUAAAGUGAGGAGGUGACGGCCCUAGUGAUGAGUCAGUCAACAAACGGUGAUGCAUUCGUUUUCCUUUAAUUUAACUAAUCUCCAAAACUGCACAAGAUAUAGAUAUAAUAGAUAGAUCUCAUAUCAAUAACACUAGCUGUAGAAUUUAUUUUAAUCUCACGCGUUAUUUAGUUUAUGUAGCUCAUUCUAAUCAGCAUUUUCCCCAUAAUGUCCAGCAGAUGGCCCCCUUACCAAAUGGAAUGUCUACAAUAAAAGACUGCAGAGAAGACUUAACACUCAGCAAUCGGCUUUGAUUCCUUCUAUUCUAUUAAUUAUUCUCCUCUUGUAAUGUUUUUAAUAUUUAACUGUGGUGCCAAAAAACAAGCAUUUGGAACAAGUCUUGGUAUUGGUUAUAACGCUACUAAUUAUACCUUUAGUAAGCACAGACACGGUUUCACUUAGUCAGAUGGGGGGAAAAAACUUUACAACUCUGAUAAAUAAAGAGCAAUGUAAAGUGUCUUUCAUUUGGUUUUGUGAGUUUCAUUCAUGCCAAGACUGACCCAGGUAGAUGUAUAUAAUGGCCAGUUUGUUUACAGACGGGUGGUGUUCCCAAUAAAUGCAGUGAAAUAUGCCGUGUCUUCUAUAAUAGUCCAACAUUUUGAUACAGUUGACAUUUUUGGCCUCAGACAAGAAGAUUUGAUUUCAAAGUGCUGGAUAUACACACAUAACCAUUACUCACUUGUGCUCACCUGUCAGCAUAAAAGUGUCACCUUUCCAACAGAUGACCACAUAUAUACUGACUGUAUAGGCUACAUUGUGUAUCUUUUAGAUAGCUUUUCUUAAUGUUACUGUGUUUGCUCUACUAAAAGAGAUUAAUGGGGUUACACAUUUCAUAGAACAAUGCCAGCCAUUUCAUCUUGUUAGACUAUCAUUUGUUUUCUCAAAUGACAAAGAAAAUGUAAAAUGUGUUGUUUUUGGCACUGGACUAAAAUAAAUUGGCAUGUUCAGACUGA
Boleophthalmus pectinirostris (great blue-spotted mudskipper) is the source of this 3284-nucleotide messenger RNA. It is a transcript of the gene vma21, whose product is annotated as vacuolar ATPase assembly factor VMA21. The record is from RefSeq and is a predicted model, not a curated record. NCBI's taxonomy places the organism in Eukaryota, Metazoa, Chordata, Actinopteri, Gobiiformes, Gobiidae. Bases 99 to 410 code for a protein of 103 amino acids. The transcript is spliced from 3 exons. Gene Ontology annotation, cellular component: endoplasmic reticulum membrane. Gene Ontology annotation, biological process: vacuolar proton-transporting V-type ATPase complex assembly.